CUACGUGCCGCGACAGGCUGCGCCGCGCGCGAGCAUGCUUUCCUGACGACCAGGGAACGUACGAGCAUGGGAUGUAGAUCGUCUAAAGAAACCGAUAAAGAUGGGAAGAGUAUUUAUGAAAAGGAGUCCCUAGGAGCCGACCAUGAGGGUGCCAUCAACUGCAUGGCGCUCAGCGAGGACGGCUCACUGCUCAUCACGGGCUCCGAGGACUGCACCGCCCGCAUGUGGAGCACCAAGACAGACGACACCGAGUGUCUGGGCGUCCUCGAAGGCCACACGAGCUACAUCACUUGCGUGGCGUCGUCAGACACGUUCGUCCUGACCGGCUCGGCCGACGCCACCAUCAGGAAAUGGGACAUGACCACAUGCGAGUGCCUCUUCACAUACGAAGGCCACGAGUCGCGCAUCAGCCGGCUCAUCUGCACCGGGGAGUUCAUCUUUUCUUCGUCUUACGACAAGACGGUGUGUGCUUGGCUGUUCGACACCAGCGACAUCGUGGACGGCAGCCAGGGCAAGGCCUGCAUCCGCGUGUUUAGGGGCCACCGGGGUGGCGUCUACCCUAUCAUCUUUCUGCCUGCGAACGAUGUCGAUGCGGACGAAGAGGACGCGGAUACGGUCACCAUCAAGCCGGGGGACCUGCUCAUCACGGGCUCCACUGACAAGACGGCCAAGUCCUGGAGCUUCGACUCGGAGACCGGCUCCUGCCUCAGGACGUUCCGGGGCCACACGGCCCCCGUGUCGUGUAUGGCCACCGACAGGGAUGGCAGCACCCUUUUCACGGCCGGGCCCGAUCGCACCAUCCGGAUAUGGGACAUCCCAUCUGCCGUCUGCCACCGAACGAUGGAGGGGCACACGCAGUCGAUCGUGUGUAUGCAGGUGGUGAACAAGCUGCUGUACAGCGGCUCGGCCGACACCACGGCCCGCUGCUGGGUCACCGCAUUUGGGGAGUGCACGCGAACGUACAAGACGCACAAGCACUCGGUCAUUUGCCUCAAGGUGGCCGAUGGCGCUGUGUUCACCGGGUGCGGCGACACGAACGCGCGGGCCUUCGACGCCAAGUCUGGAGCGCUGAAGCGCACUUACAUGGGUCACGAGUCAGCCAUCAACUGCAUCCAGUACAUUGACGGCAAGCUCUACACCGGCAGCAACGACGGUGCGCUGAAAGUCUGGGAUGCCAAGGAUAUCGCUGACGACCCAGUGCCGGAACAGGAGGAGGAAGACGAACCGGACGAAGAGGAGAACACCUACUUCAAGGAGCAGGAUCGACGCAUCAAGGACCUGGAGCGGCGACUGGACGGCGCCGGCCACGACCACGACAUCCACGGGUACGAGCUGGAGCUGGCCGGCAUCGACGACGUGGACUAGACGGCGGCCUCUGCCGCCGGCCGCCGCCGCCCCGACCGCGCCGCGCGAGACUCCGGC
This is a messenger RNA of Pollicipes pollicipes, 1422 nucleotides long. RefSeq names its product WD repeat-containing protein 86. The transcript is spliced from 10 exons. NCBI's taxonomy places the organism in Eukaryota, Metazoa, Arthropoda, Thecostraca, Pollicipedomorpha, Pollicipedidae. Gene Ontology annotation, molecular function: protein binding. The record is from RefSeq and is a predicted model, not a curated record. Bases 67 to 1365 code for a protein of 432 amino acids.